Molecule: messenger RNA, 1053 nt
Organism: Aspergillus steynii IBT 23096
Lineage: Eukaryota; Fungi; Ascomycota; Eurotiomycetes; Eurotiales; Aspergillaceae
Product: NAD(P)-binding protein
Exons: 4
Coding region: 49-972 (307 amino acids)
Source: RefSeq, a predicted model, not a curated record
GUCUGAAUCUCAAUCUACAUAACACCAGAUCCUAGUACUCAGCGCAAAAUGGCCAUCAUCGCUGUGGCAGGAGGCACAGGAAGUGUCGGCCAAGCCAUCGUCGACGCCUUAACUGCAACCAAACACAGUGUGAUAGUACUCACACGCACCCCUCGCCCAAACACCGCAGACAUCACGUACCUCGCCGUAAACUACGACGAUGUCCCAUCCACCUCCGCCGCGCUGGAAUCCGCCAACAUCGACACCGUGAUCUGCGCCAUCAGCAUGCUAUCCGAAGAAUCCAGCGCAGUCCAGCACAAGCUCAUCUCCGCAUGCGCCAGCUCAACACCCACCCGCCGCUUCGUAGUCUCUUCCUUUGACAUCUACUUCAACGAGCAACACAUAUCCACCGUCCCCGCCGCAAAAUGGCAGUACGACGCCCUGGACGCCCUCGCCAAAACAGACCUCGAAUACACCCGGGUCGUCAACGGCUUCUUCCUCGACUACUACGGCAUGCCGCACUGGAAGACGCAUCUCAAGCCGUGGACGAACUCUGUCUCCGUGGCGGGCAAAUGGGCCGUGAUUCCGGGCGACGGGACGUCGAAGGGGAAUUUCAUCACGAGUCAGGAUCUGGGCCGAUUCGUGGCGCGGAUGAUGGAUCUGCCGAGGUGGAAUAAGCUGACGACGAUUGUGGGCGAGGAACUUACGUUUUUGCAGAUUGUCGAGGCAGCGGAGAGGGUUCGAGGCGAGAAAUUCCGCGUUAUCUACGAGAGUAUGGAGAAUCUGGCGGACGGGAAGAUCUCGUUCCCUGAGUUCCCGGAGGCAGACUAUGGGCUGUCCACGGAGCAGUGGGAGAAGGCGCUCGCGGGGAUCCAUCAUCUUGCGGGGAUGAAUGUGGCGUUGGUGCCGACGGACGAUCCUUUGAAUAAGCACUUUCCGGACCUGAAGUUGACGACUGUGUCGGAGGUUAUUGAGUCAUGGCGGGGGAAAUGAUUUAUGCUGUCGUUCUGGAUUAUUGUACAGGUCUGCUUUAGAAGCUCAUCUGGGAUGUGAUAUGUCAGUUUAAUGUCCUGC